AUGGAGUACUACGACUUCAAAGAUACCGAAACGCACUGGUCCCUGUCUUCAGCUUCAACCUCAUCACCUGUUUUGGCAGAUCAAGUCUCGACAGUCGACUUUUCCGACUAUCUUAAAGUACCUGGAGAAGACCUAUACAUCCGUCCAGCCUCCCGCAUCUCGACUCCUCGCGCGGCAGAUACUCUCUCAUCACCAGAAUCCAACUCGGACAAUCCAGCACCUCUCCAACCCAAGAGACAAAGCCAACACCCUCCCCACCAAACCCGCUCAUCCUCCUCCCCAUCACCAUCCUGGUUCAACCAUCUCCGCCCAAAAGCAUACCUCCCCCUCCCAACACCCUCAAACAUGACAGGCGCAACGCCCGUAAGUCGAUUCCCCACGAGUAGACAAGCCAUAUAUCCACCAAAUCCUGACAUUCCCACAUUCCCAAAAACCCAGUCCGAAGUCGACCAACUCGUCCACUCCCUCCGCACCCACCGCGUAAACACCCUCGUCGAGCUCCGCCGCAUCGAAAAGGUCUUCGCAAGCCUCUCCGGCCACGCCGCCGCCGACGUCGGCCAGUCCAUGACAGCCGCCUGGUCGCACUACGUCAACUCGCACGCCCUCCUCUCCGAGCUGCGCGCCAUUACCAAAAACUACCCCUUUAGCUCCGCCGCCAUCGAAGACGCAAAACGCCGCGUCUACGCCGACCCCCAGAGCAAUCGCAGCUGGAACUUCUGCUGGCUUGUCCUGCACAAGAUUCAGGCUGACCAGCUUGUCCCGCUGUAUGCCCAUGCCCAGGCUGCUGAUCCGGCCAUGUGGGGCGGCGGAAGCAAUGUGGUGCCGGAGCCGGAGCAUGUGCAGAGGCUGGCGGCGGCGUUUAUGGCGGAGUGGAAUUGGGCGGUUAGUUCGUUGUUGAGGUGUUGGGAUAGGGCACCUGUGAGGUGA
This is a messenger RNA of Pseudovirgaria hyperparasitica, 927 nucleotides long. RefSeq lists its product as uncharacterized. The record is from RefSeq and is a predicted model, not a curated record. The transcript is spliced from 2 exons. NCBI's taxonomy places the organism in Eukaryota, Fungi, Ascomycota, Dothideomycetes, Acrospermales, Acrospermaceae. Bases 1 to 927 code for a protein of 308 amino acids.